CCUCCUCCACGAUCAUCACCAAAGGAGGGCAAAAAAAAGUAAUCUCUACACAUUUCCCAUUAUCCCUAGGACAAUGCCAGAAUCCUCAAGGGGACGAGAUUUUCAAUGGCUCAUGGCGAGCCCCAAAAGGUCGACACCGUCAUUGUCGGAAACGGCCCCUCCGCCUUGAUUCUCUCGUACAUCCUCCAUGGGCAUAUCCCUUACUACGAUAAGUCCAGUCCACAUCCCGAUGCCAUCCUCCAUGAGAAGCUGCUCGGGUUGGACCACGAUCUGCUUGAUAUCGACUUCGACUACUUGACGGAGCACUUCGCCGGCUCACGGUUUUCUUACUCAACGCAGGCCCUGCCCGUCAAUGUUUUGCUCGACACAUUAGUGAGACCUCUGGGGGAAACAGACGACGCGGAGAAAAAGACAUGUGUCAGGUGGGCAUACGAGCCUUCGCGAGCUGUCACCCAUACGGUCAUUGGACAAGCCCACAGCGCGGGCGGACAAUGGGUAGAGAACCCUGUCCGCGCAAGCUGGGACAUUGGAACGCUCAGUUAUGCGGGGAUGAUUUCGCUUCCGGGCUACGGUUUCGAUGAACACUACCAAAGGCGAAAUGGUCGGCCUAUGCCCGUCUAUCUCAGGCCAUCCCGACAUGCAGUGGCCGACUAUCUCGCCGACUAUCCCUACCGUGUGGGUAUCGCCGACUCCAUCCGUAAUGGAGAGCAUGCCGGAGGGAUUGCUCGUCGUGGCGAUGGUUUCUAUGUCGCGUCGCAUAAUAUCCUGUGUAAGAAUCUUGUCCUUGCCUCUGGAAUCUUCAGCGAGCUCAUCCAACCACGACCUCUGCUCCGUCCACUCGUCGAACUUCUUGCCAAACAGAUGGGACCGUCUCCGAACCCGCUUCUCGUCAUUGGCUCCGGCUUCAGCGCUGCCGAUGUCAUUAUUUCGAGCCCGCCCAACCAAAAGAUCAUUCACAUUUACAAAUGGGCACCGUCGACAUCACCCUCCCCGUUACGUGCUUGCCACCAGCAAGCUUAUCCCGAAUAUGCAGGUGUGUACCGGCGGAUGAAACUGGCCGCCAACUCGUCCCUCAAGCUCAAGGACAAGCGGCCGAGAUAUCGUCGCGUCAUGACCGACUUCGACUUGAGUCGCGAUUGGAAUACAACGUAUGAGGGAUUCCCGAACACUGAAGUCAUUGGUGUUCAAAUCACCGACGACGGAUCAGCAGCCACCGUCACUUUGCAAAAUGCAAGCAAGAACGAACCACCAUUUCAGCGCCAGGUCAGUGGUCUGGAGUAUGUGGUUGGAAGACGGGGUUCGCUGGAUUAUCUCUCAACCGCCCUUCUGCGGGAAGUGAUGCCCAAGGAAGCUGACGCACAACCAGCUGCCGGUGCUGCUGUGAUAUCAGCGCAGACACUGCGCGAAAAGGCCAAUGAAGAUCUCGAGCUUGCGCCACAUGUUUUCAUCACUGGUAGUCUGACAGGUGACUCCUUGAUUCGCUUUGCGUACGGUGGAUGUGCGUAUGCCGCAGGGAGGAUAAUGCGGGCCGACUCUCAGAAUGGUAACAAUAAAGAUGAGUUGAGCAAGCCGAGGAGCAACGGGGCGGUCAAGGUGUGUUUAGGCCAGUACCAAACGCCGACCUCCUCGCCAAAGAUUCCUGCUAUGAAUGGCCUGGACGGGCAUGAGUCGAGUCCUGUGAGCUUAGCGGAAAGGACUCAUAUGUCGCUGGAUAGACGCAAAGAAUGAUAGAGCUUGGGACAAGACAGAUACCUGGCCCCACCCGGGCAGGCCUCGCGUGAUAUCUUUCGCUUCUUUGUACAUAGAUUUUUGAAGGCGAGAGUAGACCAAUUUGCUUUCUUCUCGGUUGUCUGAGCCGUGGGUGCAAGCUGGCCCUCUGUUGUUAUUUUUCGACAGCUUGCUUCACGAG
This is a messenger RNA of Cladophialophora immunda, 1909 nucleotides long. RefSeq lists its product as uncharacterized. The transcript has 2 exons. The record is from RefSeq and is a predicted model, not a curated record. NCBI's taxonomy places the organism in Eukaryota, Fungi, Ascomycota, Eurotiomycetes, Chaetothyriales, Herpotrichiellaceae. Bases 106 to 1728 code for a protein of 540 amino acids.